AUGUUUGAUAAAAAAAAGUUUUCUCUUCCUUCUGUCCUUCAAGCUGAAGAGAGAAAAUCACAUUCAAUACAUUUGCCAAAACAAGAAAAACAAAAAAAGUUACCAUAAUUUCAGCAUUCAUUUUAGUUUGUUAAGGAGCUUCACCCUGCUACUUCAAGAAACAAUGAAAAAAGUUUUUCUUCAAAGCAUUUUAAUUUUACAGAAUAUGAUAUUGUGAGCGGUAAAAAUCCUAAUGCUAUUUCAGAAAAAACAAGAAAUUACAUUAAAAAUCAAACUAAAUUCAAGGAUUAAAAUUCUUCAACCUAGCAAAUACAUCCAUAGCUCAGUAUUUGUUAAGAUAAUGGCACGAUAAAAAAUAAAAUAGAUGAUGUAGAAUAAAAAAUUAACCAAAAUGUAGAAGAUAUUUGUAAUAUAGUAGAAAUAAAAAAUGAGUUAAAAUAAUUAGAAAAUGGAGAGAGUUCUUAGAUUUAAUAGAGUUUAAAUACCCCAAAAUAAAAAAUUAAUAAACUUGAAUCUUUGUUUAUUAUGAGGGAAGGUCAAAAUUAAUAGAGAUUACCAUAGUAGAGUUCACUGUUGGAUUAAUAUUUUGUUCUAAAAAAUGGUUCUACAUUAUAAAGUUAAAAUUCUUUUGAAAAAUCAUUUCUAAACCAGUCAACUAACAAUUUUAGGAACAGCGAAACUAAUUAAAUAUUUAGAGGUAGUAAGUUUAGUAUUGAAGAAGACUCUAAAAAUAACUUUCAUCAGACAAAUCCUAAUCAAACGAAGUACCUUAAGUAAAUAAAGUAACACUCUGAUAUUCUUGGACAAUUUACAUAAGAAAAGUAUAUGAAAUCUCCUAUUUUUUCCAAGUAAGGUGAAGAGAUAAACAAUAUUAUAAAAUAAAGUAGAGAUCAUAGCAAUUCAAUUCAUUUAGCUAUGAAAAGUUUUUAAAUAGAAAAAGGUAAAAAAUUGUUUUAAUUUGAGAAAGAGUUGAUGAAAAUUAAAGAAAAUAUAAUCAGUAAGUCUUAUUUUAAUUUUCCUAGUAGAAUUAAUAAUACAAAGAGUAUUAUUAAUGAUAGCUUAGUAAGUUAAAUAAACUAGAUGAAUGGAUUUGAAGAGGAAAAGAAACAAGAUAUAAAUAUGAUGUAGAUAAAUUCUAUAGCAGCUGCUGGAUCAAUUUAGUUAAAAUAAAAUGCAAAAUCAUUUUAACAAAAUUUAUUUUAUGAACAAGAAAGCAAGCUAAAUCAAACAAUUAUUAAAUUUAUAACUGACAAAUCUAUCCUUUAAGAUGAUUUUAUAAAAUAAGUAUUAAAUUAAGAGAAUAAAGAAGAACAGUAAAACCCUGCUCUUCAUUUUCUGAGGAAAAGAUAAAUGCACUUUACUUAAAAUCCUGAAGUGGUAGAUUUAUUGGAGUAAAUUGACAUUCACCACAAGACUCUAAAGAAUCUAGGAAAUUAAUAUCAAAACAAUCAUUCGGAUUUCUUUAAGGUAGCCAAUUUAGAUGCAAUUAAAAAAGAUAUAUUAAUGUACUAGAAAUCAUUUGUUUAAAAAUCUGAUUACAAAAUAUGCUAAGAGAGGGAAGAAUCAAAGCAACUCUAGGAUUGGUUAAAAGCAAUGAUUGACAAAGUUCUUAAAAAGCCUAACAACUCUUUUCAAUAAAUGUUCUCUGAGCUUGAAUUAAUUUUUCAUGGCUGCAUGCAAGAGCUGGUAAGACAAAUUUCCAUUUAAUGCUAAGAAAGAGGAGAAAUUUUAUGUUAAAUUUGGAACCAAUAUAACUAUUUAAUUUCUAAGCUAUUUUCUAUGCACUCUGUAAUGCAUUCUAGGCAAAACUAAAUGGAAUAUGAUCGCUUAAAAUUUUUAACGGAUGCUGUUGAUAAAAAAUAAUAAGAAUUUAUGGUAUAAAUAAAAAUAGUGCAGCAGAGAUUAGAUGAAGAAUUUGAAAAUAAUUAAAAAGUCAAUGAUCAAAAUUUUUAUCUGAGAAAAAAAUUGAAUAAAAUAGAAAAAGAAAAAAAUGAUUUAUAAAACUAAUUCUCUUCAGUGUAGUAAGAAUUUAACGAAUUACAAACUCAUCAUUAACACGUUUUAGUCAAAUUUACUGAAUUAGAAGAAUAAUUAAACGAUAACAUACUGCAGUCACUCAAUAAAGUACCUGCUUUAACAAAUACCAUUAAUUCUUCAAAUUCUUAAAAUGAAUAAAUUAAUUUAGAGCUGUUUAAUCUUUCUUAAAAACUUUUAUAGAUGCAAUAAGAUAAAUUAGUUUCACAAAGAUUUAUUCAGUAACAGCAAAGUAAGUUAAAUAUUUCUUCUUAAUAAAGUAAAAUAAAUAUCAAUAAGUAAAAUUUUGAAAAUACAAAUUAACAAAUCACCGAAGAUAAAAAGACUAUAGACAGUGCUGUUAGUUUAGAAAAUGAAAUAUUUGUUAAGAAUUAAGAAUAAAAGUCUAAAAUUGAAAUAGAAGGUAUAAAUAAUGUUGGAAUAAAUACAAGCUUUAAAUUUUUCUUAGAUCGGGUCGAUGCUUGUGUUAGUACAACUAGUAUUUAUGAAAAUAAAGUAUAUUUAAAUCAAGAAGUCCAGACAGAUUAGCUCGAAAAAAGCUUCCAGUAUUUAGAAAGUAGAAAGUAGAUUAAAAGUAGUGAGGUUUUAACUGAUUUAGAAUAUGAAGAAGUAGUAAAUAAGCUGAACAACCAUUUAUUAGAGAUGAAAAAUGCAGCUAGAGAUAAAGUCAGUCCCGAAGUUUACUAUAAAAAGCUAAGAGAUUUGAGGCAAGAUUUGCUAAAUAGUUUUAAAAAAAAGAGAGUCUCUAUUUAGGAAAUAAAGAAUAAAGCAAUCAAUAUUCAAGAUUAAUAAUAAAAUAUAUUUAAAGAUGUUUUGCAAUAGUUAAUUGAAAGUAACUCAACAGUGUUAGAGUAAAAAAUUGUAAUUGCUGAAAAAGACAUCAAAAUUCAAGGGUUGGAAGAAUAAAUAAGUUCGUAACAGUUAAAAAUUGAUAUUUUAAAGCAUACUUACAUUGAGAAUUAGUUGAACGAUUCAAGCUAAAAUAGCGAAAACCUAGAUUAAAUAAGUUUUGAAUAAAUUAUUGAAAGCUCCCACCUUCUUUCUUUUAAUCAAAAACCAUACAGGUCUUCUAACCAAAUAUAACUAAGUACAUUUAGAAAUAUAGCAGAAAGGGAUUCUCAUUAUAAAGAUUCUAAGCGAAAAGAUAUUGAAUAAGAAUUUUAAUUGUAUCAAUAAGCUAACAGCAUUAAUAUUCCUACUUAAGAAGCAAUUAAAGAGCAAAUUUUGCAUGAAACUCAAAAUAAUGAAGAAUUAGAACAAAAAGUUUAGUAGUAAGGUGAAGAAAGCAUAAUUUAAAAUAAUGAAGCCACUUCUUUAUCUAAUACAAAUAAUUUUAGUAAUCAUGAAUUAUCCAAUACAUCAAUUAAUAAGAUAGAAAGAUAGAUAUCUAAUAAACGUUAAAGCGACAUUACCAAGAAGUCAAAGUAAGCAAGUUAUUUAAAAAAUAAUAAAGGUAGUGAAAGAAAAUUUAGUAUCUAGCUAAUAAACACUAAUAGGUCUAUUUCAAACAGUCCACAAAAUUCUUAGAAUAAGUGGAAAUAGAAUUCAAAUUUCAAAAAACCUUCUAUUUCCAAUUAGUUAAAUUAGACCAAAUAGUAAAAAAGAGAUUAAUAUGUAAGUCCAAAAAGAAAAUAAAUUAAAAAUAGUAAUAAAUAAACUACUAAAGGGUAACCCCUGCUCACUAAAGAAAGAGCUUCAGUUUUAGCAAACAAAGAAGCAGCUGAACUUAUUCUGGAAACAGCUAAAGUAGUUUUAGUUGAAAAUACAGAUUAUAAGCAAAUGAAUUAAAUUGUAAAAAUAAUAAAUAUUAUUUACAAUGAGUGCAUCAAGCAAUACAAAAAAGGAGAAAGUGAUGGAUAGUAGGCUAUAAUUUAUAUUUUAUAUGAUUGGUUUUUACAUCGUUUUGGAGUGAAAAAUAUAGCUGAAAAAAAAUUAUUAGAUUUUCUUGUUUAAAUUAGAAAAUCGGAUGACAAUCCAAAAAUACGUGCAUUUGGAAAAAUUGUUGGACUUUAUAAAACUGAAAUUUUAUAGUUUUACGAUCUUCAAUUUUUCAUUAAGUGCAUGUCCCUAUUUGAGGAGUAUUCAAAUUUAGCAAAAACAGCUAAUAUCUAAAUAGAAAAAUUAAAAAUAAAUAAAUAAUAAAUAACAGACGCAUCUCAUUUUUUUUUCGGAAAUAUUAUUUCAAAAUAAGGAAUAGAAGAAUUUAUCUAAAACACAGUAGAUGAAAUUACUUUAGAUAUUGAAAAUUUUAGAAAUAUUUUAGUUAAAAACUUAAUUGCUAAUUAGGAAUAAAAUAAUUCUCAUGAUUUUGACAUAGAUAUCAUUUCUGAGAAAUUCUUAUCACUACAUAUGCAACUUGAAGAAGUUUAUAUGUAAAAAUAUAAGGGAAUAUUUUAAAUUGUUCAGUAAGCUAAUUUUAUAGGAUUAGAGGAAUUUUUAAUUUUGAUUAGAAAUUUAAAUAUUAAGGAUUUGAAAGAAAUAGAAAUGGUUUAGAUAUUUAAAUAGAAGGCAGAUUAAUACAAUGAUUAUCAACUAUAAAUGAGUCUAAAAAGAUUUUGCAUGUUAUGUUAGGAAAAUAAAACCUUAUUCGAAAAAGAUCAAAAAGAUUUUGUAAAGUUUUCUCUUUAAAGUAAUAACAGCAGCUUAAUAGAGAAUAAAAUUCAUAAUGUUCAAGAGAUUAAAAACAACUGGGAAUUGCUUAGUAUUAUUAUUAAAACAAGAUUUAUAUACUCUAAAUCUUAUAAAACUGUUUACCAACAUAUGUUAGAUCAAAUUUAAAAUUUCUUUUAAGAAUCAAUAAAAGAAGGUGAUGAAUCAUCAUUGCAAUAAAAAAGGGAGUAAAGUAAUCGCAUUAUGCUAAUAUUUAGAAUUUUGUGUGAAGAGUCACGCAGAAAUAUAAUAAACUAUGAAACGAAUUAAAUACUUGGGGAACCUUUCUCAAUGUUCUCAGAGUCUAUUCGUUAAUAAAUACAUAAAAUUGCAUGA
This is a messenger RNA of Tetrahymena thermophila SB210, 5019 nucleotides long. RefSeq lists its product as hypothetical. NCBI's taxonomy places the organism in Eukaryota, Ciliophora, Oligohymenophorea, Hymenostomatida, Tetrahymenidae. The record is from RefSeq and is a predicted model, not a curated record. The transcript is spliced from 10 exons.